This is a messenger RNA of Syngnathus typhle (broad-nosed pipefish), 1648 nucleotides long. RefSeq names its product 14-3-3 protein beta/alpha-like. The transcript has 6 exons. NCBI's taxonomy places the organism in Eukaryota, Metazoa, Chordata, Actinopteri, Syngnathiformes, Syngnathidae. Gene Ontology annotation, cellular component: cytoplasm. Gene Ontology annotation, biological process: signal transduction. The coding region runs from base 152 to 874 and encodes 240 amino acids. The record is from RefSeq and is a predicted model, not a curated record.
GUUGACGUCAUCCGCCCUUGCACGGGCAGCGCCUUUAACCAUUAGAAUUGCAAGGAAACCCCGUCGACUCUUCACGCUGACAACGCUGAGAGAAUCAGCUGGAAGUUGAAAGCCCAAGCUUCUGCGAUCUACCAUUACACGGUAAGCCAUCAUGAGUGGGGAAUCCAAGGAGAACUUGAUCAGAAUGGCUAAACUGGCCGAGCAAGCGGAGCGCUAUGACGACAUGGCUGCAGCGAUGAAGUCUGCCACGGAGAAUAAUGACAGCGAACUGACCAAUGAGGAGCGCAAUCUGCUUUCUGUUGCCUACAAAAAUGUAGUUGGGGCCCGUCGUUCUUCUUGGCGGGUUUUGAGCAACAUUGCGUUGAAGGUCGAAGACGACAGAAAAAAGGAAUUGUCCAAAGAGUACCAGGAGAAAAUUGAGACAGAGCUCAAUAGAAUCUGUCAAGAUGUUCUGGAUCUCUUGAAUGUUCAUCUCAUUCCAAAAGCCACUUUGCCGGAGAGCAAAGUCUUCUAUUUGAAAAUGAAAGGCGACUACCAUCGCUACCAGGCCGAAGUGGCAACAGGAGAUGACAAGCAGAAAAUCAUCACAAACGCAGAACAAGCCUACCAGGAGGCUCUUAAAACCAGCUCAGAAGAGAUGCAGCCCACACACCCAAUCCGACUUGGUCUCGCGCUCAAUUUCUCUGUGUUUUACUACGAGAUCAUCAACUCACCUGAAAAGGCCUGCCAAUUGGCUAAAACAGCUUUUGAUGACGCCAUUGCAGAGCUGGAAACGGUGACGGAUGAUUCAUACAAAGACAGCACACUUAUCAUGCAGCUACUAAGAGACAACUUGACAUUGUGGAACGCUGACAACCAGGGCGAGGAUGUAUAGAAACCAAGACAUCAAGCAAAACCCCAUUUGUCCUUUCUGUCUACCUGCCAUCAUCUUGACUCUUCCUUCAUCAGGACCAUAACCACUGAGACCACCAUAACAUUAUUGUUGUCCUUUUUUUUUUUUAAUUCAGCAUGUUACAUGUUGUUUUCUUUUGUAGAAAUGAGGAUGAGAUAAUGGGGUACAGUUGAAAAUUAAAGGGUGCUUUUGUUAUUUGCUGCUAAUCUGACUACUUUUUGGCUGGGGGAUGUAGCUUUUAUACUAUUGUAGUUGUGGGUCGGAUAGCAUGUUUUCAACCCUUAAAAGUUAGGAAGCAGUUCUACUGUUUAUCUCAUUUCUUUGUAUGGUUUUGUGGUAAAGGUGAAUAUCACCAUUAUCUCCUCACAGGAGUUGUUGAAUCUACAACAGAAAUGAAAGGUUACAUUCCAUCAUUGUCAAAUGUUGGAAUUUGAGGUUUUCUUUGGGGGGGGGGGGGGUGAAAUGCCUGUUCACAAUGUACUGGUUACAAAGUUUAGACUCCACACGUCUUUAAUGGGUUUCUUUUUGUCACAGAAAAUAAUUCUUGUUACGUUUUUUGACUUUUUGUUUUAAUACUCUACCUUUUGUCAAUCGAAAGUGCAUCUAUUGGUAAGACAAUUGGUGGAGAUAUUUGUCAGGUUAGCUGGCUUUGUUAACUUAAUUUGGAAUCACUCAAAGCAAUCCCCACUUUAUUUGGAGGGGUGAUAGAUAUGUAAUAAAAUAAAGAAUAAAGAUAAUUUAAAUUUGUCAGGCUAA